Messenger RNA from Penicillium atrosanguineum, 2139 nucleotides. RefSeq names its product putative actin binding protein. The transcript has 2 exons. Gene Ontology annotation, biological process: regulation of actin filament polymerization. Bases 1 to 2139 code for a protein of 712 amino acids. Gene Ontology annotation, cellular component: plasma membrane; site of polarized growth; cortical actin cytoskeleton. Gene Ontology annotation, molecular function: actin filament binding. NCBI's taxonomy places the organism in Eukaryota, Fungi, Ascomycota, Eurotiomycetes, Eurotiales, Aspergillaceae. The record is from RefSeq and is a predicted model, not a curated record.
AUGUGGUUGGAUUCAGUAUUGACAGUGCUUGCAGAUGGUGAAUUGGAUGAUCUCAUUGAGGAGUUCUCAGAAGGCCGAGUUCAAUUUGCCUAUGUAAAGGUCAUUGACCCGAACUCAGGAUUACCCAAGAACGUCCUCAUCGGCUGGUGCGGUGAAGGCGUGCCCGAACGGACUAAAGGUUACUUUACCAGCCAUUUAGCCAGCGUGUCCAAGUUCCUACAUGGAUAUCAUGUUCAGAUUACAGCUCGGGCGGAAGAACAUCUGACCCCCGAGGGCAUCAUCCAGCGAGUGGCCGACUCAUCAGGUUCGAAGUACUCUGUGGAUUCCCAGGUCCCCAUCUCCUCCGGCUCGAAAUCCUCCGGCCCACCUCCCGUUGCAAGCAAGCCCGUCUUCACUCCCACCAGGUCGGGCGGCAUUGCUCCGAGUCUUGCCCCGCGCCCCAAGCCCGCUACUACCUCCAAUGUCGACAAUGAUGGCUGGGGUGCCGAUGCGCCUCCAGUGACUCGCACUCAGCUUGAGAAGGUCCAGCCUGCGUACCAGCCCACACGUGUCAAUUUGCAACAACUCAAGGAUGAGAACCAGACUCCUGCUCGUCAGCCGGCUCCUGUCACCUCCGAGGACCGCAGUGAUGUUGUACGAGGUGGUUACCAGCCGAUCGGCAAGGUAGAUAUUGCAGCAAUCCGGAGACAGGCUGCUGACUCUAGCCGGACGCAAGACGAUCGCCCGACACCUGUGAAGGGUUCUUAUGAACCCGUUGGCAAGGUUGAUAUUGCCGCCAUUCGCGCCAGAGCUCAGAAGCCCGAAGGUGCUGGUGAUGUCUCCCCGGCAGCGCCCAGCCCGGUUGCUCGAAACGAGCCCGUUUCUCUCCCUGAGCGUCCUGCCAUGGCCCAGGAGUCUGAGCGUUUGACCACUCUGCCUAAGCCCAAGGUUGCGAACAAGUUCGGUGGCGGUCCUUCUUUUGGCGGCACGAAGCCACCUCUCCCCGCUGGCUCUAGCACACCCGCCGCGGCUGCGCCGGUCGGCACUGCCAGUCGAACCUUUGCAAACCAGGGAGGGAAGACCCCGGCUCAGCUGUGGGCAGAGCGCAAAGCUAGAGAGCGUGGAGAGGCUUCCGGCCCUGCCUCCGCUUCCCCUGAUGUGCAGCCCAUCCAGAGUCAGCCCAGCGGACAGGGCGAAUGGAAGAGUGGUUAUGCUGGCAAGUCGUGGGCCACAGUGCAGACCGUUAAGGACAAGGCUGUCCCCCAGAAUGUUGACGCGAGAGCCGCCGAAACCCAGGAAGCAGAGGCUCCGGAACCUUCAUCCCACGUUGGAGGCAUUCGGGAUCAGUUUGCUCAGUCGACUCCCGCGGAAGUGCCUGCUCCUCCUGUUCCCCAAGCCAGUCGCCCUGUGCCCGUUCCUGGACUGUCUACUGGUCCGUCCGAGCCCGAAACUGAGCAUGAUGCUCAGCAAGUUUUGCCCCCUCCUCCGCCGCAGCCUCGCUCACCCACUCCCCCUACACCUUCCGAGCCCGAGGGCUCUCCCAUUCAAGUAGCUAUGCCUGUGGGCCGAGGCGCGGCCGAAGAUGUGGCUGAUGCCCACGAAGAACAGAUCUCGCCGCCUCCCGCCAUGCCCAUCCAAAGUCUCCAGGAGGUCGUUCCAGAUGAGCGGGAGCUGGAGGAAGAUACUCAUGAUAUUGGUCGUGCUGCCGCAGAGGCCACCGCGGAGCCUACUGUUGCUGGCCAGUCGCAUGGUGGUAUUCGCGCUCUGGUGCAGUUUGACUAUGAGAAGGGAGAAGAUAACGAGAUUGAACUUCACGAGGGUGAAUUUGUCACCGACAUCGACCAAGUUGACGCAGAUUGGUGGGUGGGCGUGAAUGCUCGUGGUGAGCACGGUCUCUUCCCUGCCAACUACGUGGAGAUUGUGGACGAUGAUCAGCUCGCCCAUGGUCACUUCCAAGAGACUGAACCUGAACCUGAACGCGAACCCGAGCCUACACCUGCCCCUGUCUCUGCCCCUGCCCCCGCCCCUGCCGCUGCUCCCAGCUCCAAGGGCCCAACUGCCAACGCAAUUUACGACUACGAGGCUGCAGAGGAUAAUGAGCUGAGCUUCCCUGAGAAUGCCACAAUUCUGAAUGUGGUAAGUAUCUUUUGCUUUUCAUAA